AUGUCUUCGGUCACGGCCCAAGACAUUCCCGAAAAGAUCCCCGAUGAUUCUUCCAAGUUGAAGACUUUCUUGUCUAUUCUCCGAAAGUUCGUCGGAGUGGCCGACAUCGCGUCUGUUCGUUUCUCAUUGCCUGCGCAUCUUUUAGAACCGACUCCCAAUCUAGAAUACUGGAAUUACCUAGACAGACCGGAGGCCUUUGCAAGCAUUGGUCAAUCAGAGGAUCCGCUGGGACGGACGCUAGAGGUUCUGAGAUUCUGGUUUACCAAAGACCUGAAAUACAUUAAGGGCAAACCAUGCAAGCCGUACAAUUCUACAUUGGGAGAGUUCUUCAGGUGUAGCUGGGAAGUAGACCAGACACUCCCAGAAGUGACGCCGGCUUCUAAAGCGGGCACAAUAGAUGCCGUCCCUAGCGUGAAGAAUGGCAGCGGAGAACCGGUCAAGGUAUGCUACUUGACCGAGCAAACAUCUCAUCAUCCACCGGUAUCGGCCUUCUUCAUUGACUGCCCAGACCGGGGACUCUCGGCUCGUGGGUUUGACCAAAUCAGUGCCAAGUUCACCGGCACCAGCAUUAGGGUUGCCCCUGGCCAGCACAACCUCGGGAUCUUCGUCAAUCUUAAAGACAGGGAUAAUGAAGAGUACCACUUGACUCACCCUGCGGCACAUCUUGGUGGCCUGCUUCGAGGGGCUUUGGCGAUUUCCGUCUCGGACACCUGCUAUAUCACCUGCGCCAAGACGCGCAUCAAGGUCAUUCUACAGUACUUAGAAGAGGGCUGGAUCGGUCGGGCGCAAAAUAAGGUUGAAGGCGUUAUCUUUCGGUACGAUCCUGAUAAGGAUGUCAUCACGAGAAUUAAGGACGUUCCCGAAACCGAUGUUCUGGCUAGGAUCGGCGGUUCGUGGCAUGGGCAAGUCUUCUACACACUGGCCGGCACAAGUGAUCCUCGACCUUUGAUUGAUGUCACCCCUCUUUUCCCGGUCGCAAAGACGCUGCCUCCCGAGGAGAGCCAACUUUCCAACGAAUCCCGCAAGUUCUGGUCUUUAGUCACCGAGGCGAUACUCGACAAGAGGUAUGGCCAGGCCACCAAGCUCAAGCAGGACAUCGAGGAACGGCAACGGCAAAGGGCAGCAGAGCGUCAGAAAAAUAACGAAGCAUGGCAACCUCGGUUUUUCACAGGCGCUGUCACGCCUUUGGGAAGGCCAGAGCUAACUGAAGACGGUUUGAAGGCGCUUGAGGGUGUACGCAGCGGCAAUUAUAAGUUGGAAGAGAGUGAAAUAAAGGGUGCAUAG
Messenger RNA from Aspergillus ibericus CBS 121593, 1284 nucleotides. Its product is annotated as putative oxysterol binding protein (Orp8). The transcript has 6 exons. The record is from RefSeq and is a predicted model, not a curated record. Bases 1 to 1284 code for a protein of 427 amino acids. Lineage: Eukaryota; Fungi; Ascomycota; Eurotiomycetes; Eurotiales; Aspergillaceae. Gene Ontology annotation, biological process: endocytosis; maintenance of cell polarity; exocytosis. Gene Ontology annotation, cellular component: cytosol; membrane; intracellular membrane-bounded organelle. Gene Ontology annotation, molecular function: sterol binding.